GCAGAGCAGAGGAGGCGGGGCUGCGCUGGGAGUCCUGCAGGCCCCUGGGCCCCUAACAUAGCCGUGGAGGAAGAAACCUCCCAGGAGCAGAGUGGUGCCCCCGGCCCGACCUAGACACACGUGACCAUUGCCAGCCUGGACCUGCCUUGAGACACCCAGGCUGUGGUCAGCCAUGCACUGCAGGGCGGUACUGCGCCUGCCACCCCCACAGCACAGGAGCCUGGGGUCCAGAGGGCAUUGGGGACAAAAGCUGGGAUUGCUGGCCCUGCCCCCACCCUCCGGAGGGUCGUCAAGGAGACUGAUCCCAGUCCUGGGUGUGUAGGAAGGGGCUCAGAUUACAGGGUCCCUCCCCUCCCCCUCUCGGGCCAGAGCCAGCCCUUCUCCGCCCCCGGUGACCCUCAUGGCCAGUGGCUCUGUGCUCCUGGGCCUCUGGCCCCUCCCCAACCUCCUCCCCUCUACCCUGUGCUGACCGGGGCCUGGAAGCCCCCACACGGUUCAGACAGAGGGGCCAGGCUAAAACUGGAGAGGAGCCAGUACUGCACUGACGGCCUCUGAGAACCUGGGAGACCCAGCAGGGCUUUGGCCUCGGGUGAAAGGGAGCCUGGGGGUCCUUGUGGGGGCGCCGACCACAGGCACGGAGGGUGGAUGCCUGCAGGACGUUGGGCUCAGAGGAGCCCGAGGGGCUGGUGGCCACACCCCCCUGCCCCCUGGCUCGGCGGCCCCCAUGCCCACCCCACGGCCACUCCUGCCUCUCCUGCUCCUCUUCCAGCUGACCUUGGGGGCCGGCUUGCUGCCAGGGCCGGGGGGCCACCCGGGUGUGUGCCCCAACCAGCUCAGCCCCAACCUGUGGGUGGACGCCCAGAGCACCUGUGAGCGUGAGUGCAGCAAGGACCAGGACUGUGCGGCCGCCGAGAAGUGCUGCAGCAACGUGUGCGGCCUGCAGAGCUGCGUGGCAGCGCGCUUCCCGGACAGCCCAGCCGCGCCCACCACCAUGGCGGCCUCCUGCGAGGGCUUCGUGUGCCCACAGCAGGGUUCCGACUGUGACAUCUGGGACGGGCAGCCGGUGUGCCGCUGUCGCGACCGCUGUGAGAAGGAGCCCAGCUUCACCUGCGCCUCGGACGGCCUCACCUACUACAACCGCUGCUACAUGGACGCCGAGGCCUGCCUGCGGGGCCUGCGUCUGCACGUGGUGCCUUGUAAGCACGUGCUCAGCUGGCCGCCCAGCAGCCCGGGGCCGCCGGAGACCACCGCCCGCCCCACGCCGGGGGCCGCACCCGUGCCUCCCGCCCUGUACAGCAGCCCCUCCCCGCAGGCGGUGCAGGUGGGGGGCACGGCCAGCCUCCACUGCGACGUCAGCGGCCGCCCGCCACCUGCCGUGACCUGGGAGAAGCAGAGUCACCAGCGGGAGAACCUGAUCAUGCGUCCCGACCAGAUGUACGGCAACGUGGUGGUCACCAGCAUCGGGCAGCUGGUGCUCUACAACGCGCGGCCCGAAGAUGCCGGCCUGUACACCUGCACCGCGCGCAACGCCGCAGGCCUGCUGCGGGCAGACUUCCCGCUUUCUGUGGUCCAGCGAGAGCCGGCCAGGGACAGGGCCCCCAGCGUCCCAGCCCCCACUGAGUGCCUGCCAGACAUGCAGACCUGCACAGGCCCCGCCUCCCCCUCCCCUGCCUCCCCACACCUUGUCCUCUGGCACUUUGACCCGCAGCGGGGUGGCUGCAUGACCUUCCCUGCCGGUGGCUGUGACGGGGCAGCCCGGGGCUUCGAGACCUACGAGGCAUGCCAGCAGGCCUGUGCCCGCGGCCCUGGCGACGCCUGUGUGCUGCCUGCCGUGCAGGGCCCCUGCCAGGGCUGGGAACCGCGCUGGGCCUACAGCCCGCUGCUGCAGCAGUGCCACCCCUUCAUGUACGGCGGCUGUGACGGCAAUGGUAACAACUUCCACAGCCGUGAGAGCUGUGAGGACGCCUGCCCCGUGCCCCGCACGCCACCCUGCCGCGCCUGCCGCCUCCGGAGCAAGCUGGCACUGAGCCUGUGCCGCAGCGACUUCGCCAUUGUGGGGCGGCUCACGGAGGUGCUGGAGGAGCCCGAGGUGGCCAGUGGCAUCGCCCGCGUGGCGCUGGAGGAUGUGCUCAAGGAUGACAAGAUGGGCCUCAAGUUCUUGGGCACCAAGUACCUGGAGGUGACACUGAGUGGCAUGGACUGGGCCUGCCCCUGCCCCAACAUGACAGCAGGCGAUGAGCCACUGGUCAUCAUGGGCGAGGUGCGCGAUGGCGUGGCUGUGCUGGACGCCAGCAGCUACGUCCGCGCUGCCAGCGAGAAGCGCGUCAAGAAGAUCUUGGAGCUUCUGGAGAAGCAGGCCUGUGAGCUGCUCAGCCGCUUCCAGGACUAGCCCCCACAAUGGGCCUUCGCCGCCUGAUGUCCUGGUGAAUAAACGCACUCCCCGUACCCCAGACCUCCUGGCUUGCUGCUGCUGGUCGGGCGGCCCUCACCCUUCCAGGUGCCCCAUCCCCAGCCAGUUUCCAGCUGAGGCCUUGGCACCCACUGGGGCUUUGGUACAAGGUCACCCGGGAGCACCAGCCCACUCUUGCAUCCUUCAACCAGCUCCAUCCUGACUCAGCAGCCAUCCCGGCCCCACGCCCACUGCCCGAGCUCC
Messenger RNA from Cebus imitator (Panamanian white-faced capuchin), 2653 nucleotides. It is a transcript of the gene WFIKKN1, whose product is annotated as WAP, follistatin/kazal, immunoglobulin, kunitz and netrin domain containing 1. Gene Ontology annotation, molecular function: transforming growth factor beta binding; serine-type endopeptidase inhibitor activity; receptor antagonist activity. Gene Ontology annotation, biological process: negative regulation of transforming growth factor beta receptor signaling pathway. NCBI's taxonomy places the organism in Eukaryota, Metazoa, Chordata, Mammalia, Primates, Cebidae. The transcript has 2 exons. The record is from RefSeq and is a predicted model, not a curated record. Gene Ontology annotation, cellular component: extracellular region. Bases 725 to 2389 code for a protein of 554 amino acids.